Molecule: messenger RNA, 1973 nt
Organism: Cucurbita maxima (winter squash)
Lineage: Eukaryota; Viridiplantae; Streptophyta; Magnoliopsida; Cucurbitales; Cucurbitaceae
Exons: 16
Coding region: 131-1858 (575 amino acids)
Biological process (GO): peptidyl-lysine monomethylation
Molecular function (GO): protein-lysine N-methyltransferase activity
Source: RefSeq, a predicted model, not a curated record
AUAAAAAAUAAUAAAUUUUAUAAUCGUUUCACAAUUUUGCCCUUGUAGAAUGCCGCUCGGCCAUUACCCUCCAAAAACGCCAUUGUGUUCGUGUGCCUAAGACGCAACAGUCACCGGCAGUCAUCACAAAAUGGCGAACUCCAUUGAAGCUAAGCUCGAACUUUUCCUCCAAUGGUUACAGGUUAAUGGAGCAGAACUUCGAGGUUGCACGAUCAAAUAUAGCGAUUUAAGCAAAGGAUGUGGACUUUUUUCUGCUAACGAUGCCUCUGACGGGGUUCUAUUAGUUGUUCCCCUAAAUUUAGCUAUUACUCCAAUGAGAGUUUUGCAAGAUCCUCUUUAUGGACCAGAGUGUAGAGCAAUGUAUGAAGAAGGUGAAGUAGAUGAUAGAUUUUUGAUGAAUUUAUUUCUCAUGGUUGAGCGGCUGCGUGAAAAUUCUUCAUGGAAACCGUACCUUGAUGUGCUUCCUGCAAGAUUUGGGAAUCCACUUUGGUUUACUGAUAACGAGCUUUUGGAACUGAAGGGUACUACACUUAAUCGAGCAACUGAACUGCAGAAAAAAUCAUUGCAGUCAUUGUAUGAAAAAAAAGUGAAGAAAUUGGUUAAUAGAUUGUUGACUCUUGAUGGGUCUUCAGUAAGGGAGUUGAGCUUUGAAGAUUUCCUAUGGGCAAAUUCCAUUUUUUGGGCACGUGCCUUGAACAUUCCAAUGCCACAUGCUUAUGUGUUUCCUAAAAUUGAAGAAGAGAUUGGAAGUGUCUCCUUGACCGAAGAAAAUACUGAGGUUUCAACUUCUACUGUCUCCAAGGUGCAGUUGGCUUGCCCGAAAAAUGAAGAUGGAUGUGAAGAUCAUCGGAUGACUGAUAGCACAGCUAGUGAAAAAACAUUUGGGUCUCUGAAACAAGAAACUGUUUGGGUGGAGGGUCUUGUUCCUGGCAUUGACUUUUGCAAUCAUGAUCUGAAAGCAACAGCAACAUGGGAAGUUGAUGGACCAGGAUCAAUUACUGGAGUGCCUUUUUCAAUGUACCUCCUCUCUGCUGGUGCAAGGUCUUCUAGAAUUGAGGAGGUUUCAAUCAGUUACGGUAACAAGGGGAACGAGGAGCUUCUUUAUCUUUAUGGAUUUGUCAUUGAAAAUAAUCCAGAUGAUUAUCUCAUGGUACACUAUCCUUUAGAAGCCAUCCAGAAUGUUCCUUUUUCUGAUUCGAAGAUGCAGCUCCUUGAAGUACAGAAGGCUGAAAUGCGAUGCCUUUUACCAAGAAGAUUGCUGGAUCAUGGAUUUCACCCACCAAAAACCUCAAAUAUCCAACAAAGUGAUGUCUGUAGCAACAGAGCCUGCAAUUACAGCUGGAGCGGUCAGCGCAAGAUACCUGCUUACUUGGACAAGCUGGUUUUCCCUGAGAAAUUUUUAACUGCCUUAAGAACUAUAUCUAUGCAGGAGGAUGAGCUUAUGCAAGUUUCAUCAUUACUGGCAGAGGUUGUUGGACCUGAAGGGGAUAAGCAGCCCACUGAAACUGAUGUGGAAGCAGCAGUCUGGGAGGCUUGUGGUGACUCUGGAGCCUUGCAAUUACUUGUUGAUCUUCUUCAAAAGAAGAUGAUGGAUCUUGAAGAGGGCACCGGAACUCUGGAAAGCGACACUAUGAUGCUAAAAGAGGUCCAAGUGAUUGAAAGCAUGAACGUUAAUGGCUCAUGUCCGGAAUCUGCAAGCCGCAGCAGAAGGUCAGAUGAUGGCAGGAAGGAACGAAAAUGGGUGAGCAGGAAUGAGUGGUGUAGCAUUGUUUAUCGCCAGGGUCAGAAGCAGCUAACCACUCUAUUUCUGAAGGAGGCAGAACACGCUUUGCAAUUGUCUUUAAGCCAGGAAAACUGAACAUCUCUUAAGGUUUCUAUCUGUUUCUUUGUUAUUUAAAUGCAUGGAAAUGUCUUCUUUUUUCCUGAUCUUCCUUAUACUUAUCGUUUCAUAUAAAAAAAAACAUACUCCAUAA